Messenger RNA from Engraulis encrasicolus (European anchovy), 7187 nucleotides. RefSeq names its product phospholipase C, eta 1 (gene plch1). Lineage: Eukaryota; Metazoa; Chordata; Actinopteri; Clupeiformes; Engraulidae. Gene Ontology annotation, biological process: lipid metabolic process; phosphatidylinositol-mediated signaling; release of sequestered calcium ion into cytosol. The transcript is spliced from 23 exons. The record is from RefSeq and is a predicted model, not a curated record. Bases 1 to 5586 code for a protein of 1861 amino acids. Gene Ontology annotation, molecular function: phosphatidylinositol-4,5-bisphosphate phospholipase C activity; calcium ion binding.
AUGGAGGUGCUGUCGGAGUCACUGGAGCACUCAAUCGUGGCGGCCGCUGCCUCGCAGUUCGCCCGGAGAAUCUACCAUGUCGGCGGCAGUGUGGGCAUGCCACAUAAAUGUCGCCUAGUAUACUCAGUUGAGCGAUGUAUGAGUGUGAUGCAGUCGGGGACCCAGAUGGUGAAGCUAAAGAACGGCUCCAAAGGCCUGGUGCGCCUCUUCUACCUGGACGAGCAUCGCUCCUGCAUCCGGUGGAGGCCCUCCCGGAAGAGCGAGAAGGCCAAGAUCACCAUCGACUCGCUCUACAAGGUCACGGAAGGGCUUCAGUCGGACAUCUUCCACCGCCACGGCGAUGGGAGCUUCGAUCCCGCCUGCUGCUUCACCAUUUACCAUGGCAACCAUAUGGAAUCUGUGGACCUGGUCACCUCCAACACCGAGGAGGCUCGCACCUGGGUGACCGGCCUCAGGUACCUGAUGGCAGGCAUUAGCGACGAGGACUCCCUGGCCAAGAGGCAGCGCACCCAUGACCAGUGGAUGAAGCAGACAUUUGAAGAAGCGGACAAGAAUGGCGAUGGUCUUCUGAACAUCGAUGAGAUCUACCAACUGCUCCACAAAAUGAAUGUGAAUCUGCCUCGGAGGAAAGUCAAACAGAUGUUUCAGGAAGCAGACACAGAUGAGCAACAGGGCACCCUGACGUUCGAGGAGUUCAGUGUGUUUUACAAGAUGAUGUCGCUGCGGCGAGACCUCUUCCUGCUUCUCAUGUGCUACAGCGACAAGAAGGACCACCUCACCGCCGAGGAGCUGGGGAACUUCCUGCGUGCCGAGCAAAAGAUGCCAAACGUGACAGCGGACUACUGCCUGGACAUCAUUGAUAAGUUUGAAACCUCUGAGGAGAGUAAGCAGAAAGGCGUCAUUGGCAUUGACGGGUUCACCAGUUUCAUGCGUAGUCCGACGUGCGACGUGUUCAACCCCGUCCACCUGGAGGUGAACCAGGACAUGGAGCAGCCGCUCUGCAACUACUUCAUCUCCUCCUCCCACAACACCUACCUGACCGGAGACCAGCUGCUCUCCCACUCCAAGACGGACAUGUACGCCUGGGUGCUGCAGGCCGGAUGCCGCUGUGUGGAGGUGGACUGUUGGGACGGCCCCGACGGAGAGCCCAUGGUCCAGCACGGCUACACACUCACCUCCAAAAUCACCUUCAAGUCCGUGAUAGAGACCAUCAACAAAUACGCCUUCACCAACAAUGACUACCCGGUCAUCCUGUCCAUUGAGAACCACUGCAGUAUCCAGCAGCAGAAGAAGAUAGCCCAGCACCUGAGGGACAUCUUCAAGGACAAGCUGGACGUGGAGGAAGCGCUUAUGAAGGACCCCAAGCAGCUGCCCAGCCCCAGCAGCCUGAGGGGCAAGAUCCUACUCAAGGGUAAGCGUCUGCCCCCGCACCUGUCAGACGACGCGGAAGAGGGGGACGUGUCAGACGAUGACAGUGCAGAUGAGAUCGAGGACGAUUUCAAGCUGAGGGGCGGCACCAGCAGCCACCUGAGUCAUCACCAGGUGGAGUCCCACAUCCGUAAGAAGCUGGACUCCCUGCUGAAGGAGGCCCAGAUCGGGGACAAGGAGGACACCGACAGCUUCUCCAUCCGGGCACUGCUGCGCGCCACCAGCGAAGGCCUCCAGAGGAACCUCCAGAAGAACUCCAAACACGCUCUGAAGAAAUCCAACAGCCGGUCUUUGAUGGGCAACCUCAAGCACAAGAGAAAUUCAAGAUCUAGGCUAAAGUGCCAAAGUGUGGACACAGAUGAUGACGGGAACAUGGACGUCUAUGGAAGGGAGAUGGUCGGGAUGCCCAACAGGGCUGGCAGGCGGAGGAAGACCAUUAAGCUGAGUAGAGAGCUGUCCAACCUGGUGGUGCUCACCAACUCCUUGGCCUCUCACGAAGUUCUGGAUGAGGGUGCCCCGGGGAAUGUGCUGUCGUUCAGUGAGACCAGGGCACAGCAGCUGGUCCACCAGCGGUCAGAAGACUUCCUGCGUUUCAACCAGCUGCAGCUCUCCCGCAUCUACCCCUCCGCCUACCGCAUCGACUCCUCCAACUGCAACCCGCAGACCUACUGGAACGUGGGCUGCCAGCUGGUGGCGCUGAACUACCAGACGGAGGGUCGUAUGAUGCAGCUGAACCGGGCAAAGUUCAUGGUCAACGGAGGCAGUGGCUACGUGCUAAAACCAUCACCCAUGUGUAAAGGAACCUUCAACCCCUUCGCUGACGACCCGCUCCCAGCCUCUCCCAAGAAGCAGCUGGUACUGAAGAUCAUUAGCGGGCAGCAGCUCCCCAAGCCUCCUGACUCCAUGCUGGGCGACCGAGGAGAGAUCAUUGACCCCUUUGUGGAGGUGGAGAUCAUUGGCCUUCCAGUGGACUGCUGCAAAGAACAGACCAGAGUGGUCGACGACAAUGGCUUUAACCCUGUGUGGGAGGAGACUCUGUCCUUCACCCUGCACAUGCCAGAGAUGGCGCUGGUGCGCUUCCUGGUUUGGGACCACGACCCCAUCGGGAGAGAUUUUGUUGGCCAGAGAACCGUGGCCUUCAGCAGCCUCAUGCCAGGGUACCGACAUGUUUACCUGGAGGGACUGACGGAGGCGUCCAUCUUCAUCCACGUCACGGUGCAUGAUGUGUAUGGAAAGUGGAGUCCCCUAGUCCUCAAUCCCAGCUAUACUAUUAUGCACUUUCUAGGCGCUAAUAAGAAUCGACAGCUUAAAGGCAUCAGAGGUCUGUUCAACAAGGGCUCCAAGAGAUCCGUGGACACCGGGCUGCCCUUGCGAAAGCGAUCCCUGAGCGACCACCUCUUGCGACGUACAGCCAGUGCCCCUGCCAAAGGCCGCAAGAAGACCAAAAUGUCUCUCGCCGACGCCACCGCAGAGGACACGAAGAAGAGUAGCAACAACAGCGGCGAGGCCGAGGAGGCUUCACAACCACAGGAAGUGGUGACGGCAGUGGUAGUGGACCGUCGACCGGCAGCCAGACCUCCUCUGCAGCACCGGCCUGUCUCCAUGCCCCUGGAGAGACUGCUGCAGGGACAGCUCAGCCUGACGUCUCCCGACAAGCCUGACACAAUCACUGAAGCUCUCACCGAUUUGUCCCACUUUGAAAGCCCCAGAUCCAUCUCCGUAGAUCUCCUCAUCGAAACAUCAGCUCCACCACAUAGUAUUUCUGAUGACCGUUCCUUUAGCGCUGACAACAUCCCUGGCUCGGAUGAGAUGGGCAAUACGGCAUAUCUCGUGAUUGGCGGAGGAGAGGCGCACGUGGAUGACCUGUGCAUGGACCCUCCACUGGACUGCGUUCCUCAGCGGACCAGCGCUGAGGAGCUGUCAAUCAUAUGUGAUCCAUCUUCAUCAAAGCCAGGCUUGGGUUUAUCUGACCAAGUGGAAUUGAACAAUCGUGAAAAUGACAUUUUGAGCCCAGCAAAUCACGAACUAGCUCUUUCUUCUCCUUCCCCUCCUGCCGUGGACCAGGAUGAGCAACAGAGUGUGUUGUCUACUCAAGACAGCACCAUCUCAAGACUCAUCGAUGCCGUUUCCCUAGGUAAUGAGUAUGACACUUGUGCAUCAAUAUCUGCCUUGAUCGGUCAAUUUGAACUCUCCAUGGACCAUGCUACCCCUAAAAAAGAAUCAGGGAAAUCAACUUGUGUCCCGUCUCUCUUCAGUGUGACUCCAAAGUCCAACAAACACAGCAAAGCCCAUUCACACCACAAAACCACAGAUCACUUAAUCAGUCCUCUCAAAGCUCCCUCAAGAUCACAAACACAGACAUCCCCAAGAAAAGCCAGCCAGAACACUGCUAGUAGUGGCCCAUGUACAAUUCCAUUUUACUCAGAGCCUUUACUUCUCUCAAGUCCAGAGACCACGGACCAUGCCGUUUACACUAUACUCGAUGAGGAAGUCCUGUCUCCUGCGUCUGUACAUAACCAAAGGGACGAGUGCAACAGCGAUGACAAGACCGUUCAAAGGUACGGACACAAUGAUAGUGCUGUGGAUUCUUUCACGACCAAACAGCAGCAUGACGACAACGUCAGUGUGGAUCUUGAAGGCACUGCUUCUGCUGUCUCUUGGGGUCAAAUAAGCCAAAGAGGCCAAUAUAAUACUCCGUCCAGAUCCCAGUGUACCUGGGAGGAGGCAGGUGGCUAUGUCACAUCACCAUGCGCCAGUCCUCCAAACCCUGACCACUUCCUCCUGUGCCACGACUCAGCAGGGAGUAGCCUAAUGGAGGUCGAGCUCAAUGUAGAUGGAGAUCCAAUGGAGGAUGCACUUGCAUCUCCACGACGCCAUUGGAAUGGCCACAGAAAUAAUAAUAACACUGCGUCUGUGGAUACUAUACACAAUGGACACUAUGCUUCCCCUCUGCAUAAAAGACCCUCGCACGCGCCAUCACCUCUUCUUCACAAUCCCACUGUCCUACCUUGGCCUCGUCACAGAACUGUAAGUUCCCCAACACAGUUCAACCAACCCAAUGGCUCUUCUGCUAUUAGCUCCAAUCACCACAGCUUUAGUAACAGGCCUGUUUCUAGGGCCCCCCACCAAACCACUCAUCAUAUUAGACACAUAACGAAUGGAAGACAUGGAACUUCACAGGAUAGAAAUGGACAUAAUGAUGGAGUGUCUCUUUAUGAGAACAUCUCAUAUGCUGAUUACCUGUCCGAGCGUCAGAGGCAGAACCCGACCUUGCACAGGGAUUUGUAUUCUCCAGUAUUAGACUAUGAUACUCCCCCCUCUACAUGCACCAAAAAUGGCUUUGCCCCAACUAAUUAUUCUCAGCACACCCAAACCCAAACCCAAACCCAAACAGCACCCUUUGGUGUGGAGCGAAGUUUAGCUCCACCACCACCACAAGUGUCUAAAGCCCCGAGCCCCUGCAAGUCUAAGAGCCUCGGUGACCUGACGUCUGAAGACAUAUCCUGUAACUUCCAAAGCAAGUACAAGGUCAUCAGCCGCAGCUUCGUCACGCCGGCUCGAGACCCCAGACGAAUAGGCUUUAAGCAGCAACCUCAAUCUUCAGACCCCUUAACCGAACAGUUACGUAAGCUAGUGAACUUGGAGCAGGAAGAACGGCACCAGUCCAAACUCAUCCUUCCCAAGCCUUUGCCAAUAUCCCUGCCCUCCCUCCACCCAUGCCCCGUCAGCUCAGCGCAGGAAGCAGCAGCAGACGAUCUCGAAGAUCCCCCGCCCCUCCUUCAUCGCCGGCUGUCCUCACGCAGCCAGAGCCGCGUGCGACACAUCGCCAAUCGCGCCCGCGAGAAACAGGAGGCGCUGAAGCAAUCUCGGCUGCCGUCUGCUUCCGCUGCCACGGCCCAGACCAACAGCAACCAGGUGGUGCUGCGGCAGAAGUCACCAGCAGGCACGCAGCAGAACCCUCUGGCCAACAGACACUCCACCGGCUCCUACAUUGCAGGGUACCUGGAACAGCUGGAGGACAGAGGACUGCCUGAGGGAGCCUGUGCUUCAGUCCGAUACAGCUACGGUGACCAUUACUACACUAAUAACGGCUCAGCACACACAACUGACUCGAGUCUUCCCUCAGAACCUGAGGUCUACUUUCUGCUCAGACUAUGAUAUGAGUUUCCUGCCAUGAACUGAUCAGUAGGAGCCACUGAUAUUUUUGUGUGCAAAUUUUUGAAACAACAAAAGUCUGCGACACCAGGCUCCCGUUUCUCUUUUUUAAUAUGACAUUUUGGGAAACAUGCCCUUUUUGGUUUCAGUUGAUGUCCAGCACCUACAGUAUUUGAGAUGGAUGUAUGUGUUUUCUUUGUCAAACAUGUUUUUUGACGGCACUAGGGCUGUAACGAUUUUGUAUCGAACCGAGAAAUCAUGAUACUCAGUCACGAUACUGUAUCGUGAUACAAGGAGGCAGUAUCGUGAAAUGCCCUUUCAAAGUUCUGUUACACUUCAGUCCAGAAAACAACCACACGAUAUGAUGUGAUAGUGCCUCCAAGCUUGAAAUCAAUAUCCUUAUUAUUUUAAAACUUUAAAAAAUAUCAUAAGUUGCCCUUUUGUAACCUUUUCUAUGGGUCACAAAUCGUGGGUUGUAUCGAACCGUAGAUCAAACAUUGUGAUACAAAUCGAAUCGUGAGUUAAGUUUAUCGUUACAGCCCUAGAUGGCACCAUCUUGCAUCUUGCCAACUUGCUUCUUGCCAGGUCCCGUGCGAAACACUUUGGAAGUCCCAUCAAAGUCCCAUGGUAUGCACAUGGAAUGGGAAAAAAUGAGUGGCUCCUACUGUGUACGACGUACGUCAACGUACAGUAUGUAUGAUGUACCCCAUCCCAUUUCACACUUUAACAUUUGCUAAUGUUGAGGAUGAUUGGCUGUAAAGACAACAUGUUGUACAUACGGUACUAUACGUGUACCUGUUUUUAUGUGUGGAAAAAGUCCUGUCUCGCUGUCCUGCUUGUGAGGCUUCAAUUUUUUCUCUGGCCUACAACAACUGGUGAAUUUUCUUCAGUCUUUACUGUUUGUAACAAUUGUGACCUUACUCAGAGUUACCGCUUCAAUUUCGAGUCCAAGGUAAUAGGACUGUACUGUGAUAUAAUAGCAGUAUGGUCUUUUGUCUAUUGGUCUUUCUCGUUGUCCUUUGAAAAUGUGUAUGUGUGUAUACUUAUACAUUUGGCUCCUAUUUUAAUAGAGCUGUACAGUCUUCCUAUGUAUUUUGCUCUGUUUGUACUGUAUAUACAGAUGUUGUUUGUUUCUAUUUAAAAGCACCAUGCAUUUUCCUGUUUAUAAGUUACAAUGGAGACUAUGUUAAGAAUGCAUGUUAACAGUGGACUUGUCAAGCAUGACUAUGCACCAAGUUUUAGAUGUUUUCAUGCUUUUGCACAGAUUGAAUUUUUAAAAACCUACUGGAUGCAAUACAUAGACCUGCUUGCUUUACCUUUCUCUUGAUUUCAAUAAUGACAACAAGGCAAAUACAACAAAAUAAUGUCAAUAUAAUUAAACUUUUAUUUUUAUAAUUGCUUUGAUACCAAAAGCAAAAUUCAAAUAAAUGCGACUUCUACAGUGUAUUAUUACACAGUGUAUUUGUUACUUUGAAAUGUACAUAUUGGUUAAGAUGCAUUGACAUGGUAGGAUUGAUAUUAUUUUGGUGUCGAUGUAUUAUAUAAUCUGUUUGUAUCUGCACCAAAUGGAAAGCAGAGCAUUUCCCUACGAUUGCAAUAAAACU